This is a messenger RNA of Melitaea cinxia (Glanville fritillary), 1185 nucleotides long. It is a transcript of the gene mRpL45, whose product is annotated as probable 39S ribosomal protein L45, mitochondrial. NCBI's taxonomy places the organism in Eukaryota, Metazoa, Arthropoda, Insecta, Lepidoptera, Nymphalidae. Gene Ontology annotation, cellular component: mitochondrion. The transcript has 4 exons. Bases 218 to 1153 code for a protein of 311 amino acids. The record is from RefSeq and is a predicted model, not a curated record.
GAGCCACCUUUAAGAAUUAUAAGAUCAAAGAUGACACUUGACAGAAAAAGAAUAUUCUGUUUAGGUUAUAGGUUAUAUUGGGUACAGUUUUUCUAUAAUUUAUUAAUUAUAAUAUAUACAUAAAUAUCAAAUAAAUAUUAAUGUAAUGCUUAAACGUCUAAGUUCUAAUUAAUGUAAAGCAAUUUAAUUUUUAAUAAAACCUACAAGAAUAUUUGUAAUGGCCAAUUCCAUAUUAUCGAAAAUAAAUCCAAUAUGGAAACUAGCGCCAUCGACAUUGAUUCCGCUCCGCACGACUACCAGCAAACAUUUUAACCCAAAAUACAAGAAACAUCGUAAAAUGAAGUAUAUGAGACUAGACCUGCCAGAUAUGAAUGAGGAUGACAGCAAAAUAAGUCCAGAAAAACAGAGGCAAAAAAUGAAGGAACGAGGUGUGAUGCCCCCGCGACCGUGGAUGGAACGUCCAUUUUAUAUAUCUGCAACAGGUGGAGUCUUUGAAGGAUACGUUCCACCGGAAGGAGAUGGCAAAGCUUCAAUUGUGUCAACCACUCGAGCCAAACAAACCGUAGAAUUACUGGAGAAAAAAUCAAAGUCCAUGAUGGCAAUUCGUAAGAUUAAAUCUUUUGAUGAGGACUAUGACACCAAAGAAUUUGUUCAGGAAGCUCAACGCAUCUAUAUUAAUGCUCACGAGAGUUUAGCUAACAAUGAUAAAUAUGCCUUAAGGAAAUAUGUCACUGAAAAGGCUUAUCCGGAGUUUAGGCAUAAUAGUCAUUUAAAGACAAUCAGAUGGAAGUUCUUGGACUCCUUGGAGCCACCGCGUGUAGUGCAUGCGAGAUGCACUGAUAUUAUUAGCAAAGACAAUAUCUUUGCUCAGGUGACAGUACGCUUCCAUACUCGUCAACAACUUGCCGUGUACGACAGAUUCGGUCGCUUGAUCCACGGCAGUGAGAUCAUCGCUAAGGAUGUUUUAGAGUACAUAGUCUUCGAGAAACAUCUAUCUAAUUUAUAUGGUGUUUGGCGUAUUCACGACAAGAUAAUACCGGACUGGGCCCCUCCUAAAGACCCCUCAAAGCUGACCAAGGUCCGCCCUCCUCCGGAGCCAGUCGUAGUACAAGUAGAAGAGGAGGCGGUACAACCAGCAAUAGCGGAUAAAUGAUUUGUAUAUGAAUAAAUAGUAUAGUGAUGUUA